Molecule: messenger RNA, 1285 nt
Organism: Podarcis raffonei (Aeolian wall lizard)
Lineage: Eukaryota; Metazoa; Chordata; Lepidosauria; Squamata; Lacertidae
Gene: MRPS12
Product: mitochondrial ribosomal protein S12
Exons: 2
Coding region: 44-493 (149 amino acids)
Biological process (GO): translation
Cellular component (GO): small ribosomal subunit; ribosome
Molecular function (GO): structural constituent of ribosome
Source: RefSeq, a predicted model, not a curated record
UUCCGGUCCCUGUGAGCAGGCGAGAGCGGGGCGUCGGCGCAGGAUGGCUCCGGCGGGGCUGCUGCGGGCGCUGGCGGCUCCUCUGCGCUGGGGAGCAGCUGCCCUCCCUCGCAGCUUCAUUCCGCCACCCUGGCCGGUGCUGCCACCCCCGAGCUGCCCUAUGGCCACCCUCAACCAGAUGCACCGCAAAGGCCGCCCCAAGCUGCCUCCGCCAAGGCCCGGCCCCACCAGUGGCUGCCCCCAGCUCAAAGGGGUGGUGCUGAAGACCAUGAUCCGAAAGCCCAAGAAGCCCAACUCAGCCAACCGCAAGUGCGCCCGUGUGCGGCUCAGCAACGGCAAGGAGGCCAUCUGCUUCAUCCCAGGCGAAGGGCACAACCUGCAGGAGCACAGCAUCGUCCUGGUGGAGGGCGGGAGGACGCAGGACCUGCCAGGGGUCAAGCUCAAGGUCGUGCGGGGAAAGUAUGACUGUGCCCAUGUACAGAAGAAGAAGUGAGCCCAGACUGGGCCAGGCAUGGAGCCAACUGGGCCUGCGCUUUCACGCGCAGCUUCCAGAAGCCUCUAGGGCUGUGGAUUGCAGUGAAGGAGGCAGAGCAAAGGAUCUCUCUCUGGGAGAAAACUCCCAUUCCUGGAGACUUGGCUUGGAGGGUGCCUGGAACUCUUCCAGCUGGAAUUUUUCAAGGCAUUUGGCUGCCUCUUCCUUCUUAUAUGUAUAGAUGGCAGAUGCAGCAUGCCAAGAGAAUGAGGAGGAUUCCAGGGCAUGGGGGGGGGAGGGGAGGUUUUGUGUUCCUAAAUAAAGAGUGCCAUGAUAACUUCCCUGCCUCAGACUUUUGGAGAGAUGGAUUCAAAGCCGCGUGCUCCUCUCAGAGUGCUGCAUUGCAGGGGGUUGGACCAGGUGCUGCCUUGGGUUCCUUCCAACUCUGCAAUUCUACACUCAAGCUUGCCCUGGCCUGUUUCAUACUCAGUCUCUCCUGUAGUUUCCCCAAAUAUUCUUUGAUCUUAUGACUGUCGGGGACAUUCCCAGAUAGCUUAAUUUGGUUGGAAUUAUUUUUUGGGAUAACCAGAAGGAAACUAGAUCAGCGCGGUUCAGCAUAGCUUCCCAUUGAUCUUUUGCUCCUUUGCAGUGGCAACUCUGGGCAAGGCCAGAGGCUUCCUGAGGUGGCGUGAAGUCUACCUUGGUUUCCUUUCUUCUAGGUCACAGCUAGAUGUCUCUCUCCACCACCACAGCAGAUGCAAGCUGCCUUCAUAUUCUGUGACUGUGUGUGUCAAUAAAGGGAAACACACCAAA